Messenger RNA from Brassica rapa (field mustard), 8527 nucleotides. Its product is annotated as WEB family protein At2g17940. NCBI's taxonomy places the organism in Eukaryota, Viridiplantae, Streptophyta, Magnoliopsida, Brassicales, Brassicaceae. The record is from RefSeq and is a predicted model, not a curated record.
GGCUGGGAAUAUUUUGCCUAGGUGGUACCCCUAAGAAGCCUCAAAAUUAAGCCCUUUUAUAUAGUAGGAUAAAUAAAUAUAAUUGAAAGAUGAUGAUUCUUCAAUUUCUCAUGUUCAGUGUGACUCCUCUGAAAAGUGAGUACGAACAAUCCGACACAUUUCAUGAAAUCGCCGACGUGUUUGUUCCGACCAAUUUAAUAUUUACCAUUUUUAUUCAAUGGGCCUAAAACUAAACCCUGUUUAUUUUUAAACCCCAAUACCUUUUUUAUUUUGGGCAAAAAGCCCAAUAUAUUUUUAAUUAUUGGUUAGGAACGAGAGGAGAGGAGAGGUGUUGUUAUCAAGACUGUCGCAUUUAGCUAACGACUAUUAGACCUAACCAAAUAAAAAUCACAUCAUUUCAAUUCCCAUUAACCUAAAUUCAAGUGUAGUGAACGCCAAGAAUCUAACACCCUAUCUACAUUACUAUAUAAACCCAAAAUUAAAAGCAAUGUUUUCACUAAUUGUGUUUCAUUCUCGUGUAAUUAUGGAGAGAGAAAAUGGUUGUAGAACCGUCUUAGGUGGUCGUGCGGAGAUAGACACUAGACCACCGUUUGGAUCCGUGAAAGAAGCUGUGGCUUUGUUCGGAGAGAAAGUUUUAGCCGGAGAGGUCUAUGCAACUAGGUUUAGAGAGGUAACUCAUAUUCCAACAAAGUCAACGCCUUGUCCUCAACCAAGAUUACGAUCGCUAAAACUCGAGCUCGAGCAGACGAAACAUACUCUUACAAGAAUCCUACAACAAAACACCAUCCUCUCCAACCGGAUUCAAACCCUAAUACAAGAACUCGAACAUGAGAGGAAAGAAAUUCAACGACUCAACAUGAUAAGGUCAAGUCUCCUAGAGAAUCCAGAGAUCGAGGAACUCAAGUUCGUGGAACAUCAUCAAACGAGGACGUCCACAGAUGUUGAAGAAGAGAUUGUAACGAUGGAGGAGUUUGAAAAGAGGAGACUGGUCACGUUCCCGAGCUCUCCUCUGCUUACACGUGUGAUGUCAAGCGUUGAGGAGGAGAUGAAGGAGAAAGAGAAGGUUUUGGAAAGGGUUUCUUCGGUGAAGAAGAUGAAACCAAAGAGGGGGUUCGCUAUGUUCAAGGGAUGGUUUAGAACAACCCGUGGAAGAGACUGAUCAGUCUCCAAUAAUGCAUACUGUUAUAUGAUAUAGUUAAAUUUGAUGAUGAACUGAUGUGUAUCAAUCUCGCUUUAAGAUUUUGAUGAAUACAUUUUUUUUUUUUUGAAACUUAAAUGAAUAAAACUUUUAUGGUAUAAGUAUUAGUUCAUCUUGUGCCGAUCAAUCAUUGAUUCUUUACUACUUAUUUUAUUAGAUUGAACGUUUAUACACAUUUUUCUCGUCAACAUUAGAAUGUGUAUAUUAUAUAGACUAGGUAGAUGGCCCAUGUCAUAUAUGAAUAUGAUCCUGUCUUGGUUAUUUGAAUUUGACUGAGAUUUUCGCGAUAGACAUAGACGCUCCAGAAUAACAAUAAUUAGUUAGGCUAGACACUUUAGUUCAAAAGGGCAAGAAACAAUAUUUGAUUACAGUGGAUCAUAUUUUGAGUUGGGAUCUAUGAUUCAAGUUAUUGUUUUUAGUGUAUGAAUUAAGUUUUUUUUUCAUUGUGGAAAUUGUCUGCAUUGCCAACAUUUAAGUCAUGUUUCUCCUAAUUGACUCCACCAUCUUGGAAUAGAAUAUAGCAAGUUCUCGGUGAAAAAGUUUAGGUUGAGCUUCUCAAAUAUCGCAGUUUUGGCUAUCAUCUCAAAUUCUCCACUCUCCUCAAAUUGGUGUUUACUGUUUAGUUCCCUCUUCUUUCGAUUUGUCGAUUAACCUUCUUGGGCAUAUCCUACUUCGGAUUUUCCUCGAGUUUGACCACUAAUACCAAUUUUUUUUUGUAUAUUUAAUCUAGAUUAAUUUUUAGGAAAGUUUACUAAAAUGACACAAAUUAGUUAUGUUAUUACUAGAAUGACUCAUAUUUUUUGAAAUUUAUUAAAAUAUUUUUUGGUCGAAAUUGCCCAUACACAUAGUUAUAACAAAAAAAACAUUAUCCAAAUGCCCUUAUUAUUUAAUCGACGGCCGAUUUGUUUUCAAAAAAAUAAAUCUAUCGACCAAUAAGUCUAUUUAUAAAAUCUGUGUAGAAAAAAAAACUACUAUUAAAGUGGUGGCAGAUUUUUUAGAAAGCGUCAGAUUUGUUCACACGGCAGAUUUAAUUGUCAGAUUUGAUUAAAAAACAGAUUUUUAAGAAUAUGUCUAUCGAGUAUGGUAGUAGAUUAUUUCUAAAUGGUAGAUUUAUGUGGUCAACUUAUUUUUUUCUGGGUAGAUUUACUUUUUGUGAUCGACUUAUUUUCUUAAGGCAGAUUUAUAUAGCCGAUUUAAGAUUGUUGACAGACUUUAUUUUUAUGAAGUGGCAGACUUUUUCUUUACGUGAUAGCAGACUUUUUGUUUAUGUUGCGGCAGAUUUAUUAACGAAAAUCUGGGUUUAUGAACAACAAUUUUAAUUUCGACCCGGUUUACUAAUAAUUCCGAAUCUGGUUUAGUUUUUAGGUUAAUUAAACUCAGAAUUAGAGAAAAUUUUGUACUUGUCGUCAUCUCUUUCAUCCCUCUUCUCUUCCUUUUCAAGUUGUUUCUUUUCAUUCUAUUUUAAACACUUGUUGCAAUCCUUAUUGGUUGGAGAAACAUGGAUCACAUCAUUCUGGUCUGUGGAAAGUGGAAAUUUGAAAGAAAAAAAUGGUUAUUUGAAGUGGAUAAUGAUCAAGGUAGUAAAUUACUUGCAGCUAACGAGGAAACUAGAUAUGAAGAUUUUGUGAAAACCAUAUAUGAGGAUUAUGAAGUUGAUUUCGCAGAACACGAGUUGGAGCUAACGUACGUUUUGCCAAAACCUAAACUGGUCAAGGAAAACCUCGAUACCCCUCCUGUGAAAGUAAGAAACGAUAGGCAAUUUCAUGUAUUUUUGUGUCUUCACAAAGUCGAAAACGUUAGACUCUGUGUAGAGUUUAAACUGAAGAAAAAAGAGGUUGAAGAAGCUAGCAAAGAACCAGAAGAAUUCCUGCAAAAAGAUGACCCAUUGUUGGCAGAGGAUGAAGAUUCAGAUGAAGACAAUGAUCGAUUUGAUUACUGCAACGAUUCUGAUGGAGCAACGUCUCAUGACGAAAACUUUACCUCAUAUGGGUUUCCGCCAGACCAAGUACAAGAGAGUCAGGGAUCUCCUACAAAGAUGAGUUCAGCGACAGUCCUAAAGACACCAAAAGGAGAUUGUACGCAUAAUAGGUUCGACUUGAGCUCUUUCAAACUGGAAGUGGGGCAGAGUUUUGAUUCAAAAGAUGCAUUGGCUACACGUCUGAAGAUCUGUUCAGUCGUCCACAAAUUCGAUUUUGAUGUGGAUAAAUCUACCCCUACGCUGUGGUUUGUAAAAUGUUGGGUAAAAGGAUGUACGUGGAAGCUUAGAGCUACACCAGUAGGUGAAUCUUCAAGGUUCACAAUCCGAGUAUAUGUAGAUGAACAUUCCUGCUCAGUAACAGAGCGUUCGUCUCGUUCUCGACAAGCUACUCCUGAAAUUCUUGGCCUCUUGUACAAAGACUAUAUUGGUGGGGUUGAUCGAACUACUUUACCACGUCAUGUUGAGAGUGCUAUGAACAUGAGCUUCGGAAUCAAGGUUUGUUGACUACGCUUUUUACAUUGAAUCUAAUGUCUUAUCUGACCUUACUUGUUUUUGACCUUGGUGCUGUUUAUUGUAUAUCGCAGAUGGAUUACUGGAAAUCUCAUCGUACACUUAUAGUUGCUAGAGAUCUCGUAAUGGGUUCAUCGGAGAAUGGAUAUGAGGAGUUACCUUCUUACCUGCACAAGAUUAGAAUGGUAAAUCCUGGGACCUUAGCUCGACUGGAAGUUGAUGCAAACAAUAGAUUUAAGUACUUAUUCCUUGCAUUCAGCGCUAGCAUUACUGGCUUCCCAUUUAUGAGAAAGGUUGUGGUGGUUGAUGGUACUUUCUUGCAAGGAAAAUACAAAGGAACGCUUCUCAUUGCAACAUCACAGGAUGGUAAUUUUCAGAUAUUUCCAAUAGCAUUUGCUGUGGUUGACACAGAGAAUGAUGAAUCAUGGACAUGGUUCUUCCGUCAACUCAGCCGUGUGAUACCCGAUGAUGAAGGAUUGGCAUUAAUUUCUGACAGGCACAAGUCAAUAAGGAAGGCAAUUUCAGUGGUCUAUCCGUUGGCUAGCACGGGAAUUUGCACGUACCACUUAUAUAAGAACAUCUUAUUACGGUACAGAGGACGUGAUCUGUUUGGUUUGGUCAAAAAAGCUGCGUACUCUUUUAGGUUAGCUGACUUUGAAGCAAGCUUCGAGACGAUUAAAGGGUUAAAUCCAGAUUUACAUGCAUAUUUGGAACGUGCUGAUGUGUGUAAGUGGGCUCGAGCGCAUUUUAGAGGUGAUAGAUAUAACAUCCUUACAAGUAACAUAGCUGAAUCCAUAAACAGAGCUUUGUCAGAUGUGAGAAGCUUGCCAAUUGUUCGCCUUUUAGAGUCUAUCUGAUUAAUGAUGACACGUUGGUUUGCAACAAGAAAACAUGAUGCUGACUUGAUGAAAACUUCUCUGACUCGUGGUGUGGAGAAGUUGUUGGAGGUAAUAUAUAAUCAAUUUUUUUAUUUCGGUAGACUGGUUUCUAAUAACAAUACUUUACCAUUUUCAGGGCCGUAUACCUAUUGCUAAUCUAUUAAAGGUUCAAGCUAUCGACAUUCAUCAGUCACAAGUGAUGGGAGUCUCAUCUUUACAUGUUGUAAACCUUACAGAAAAAACAUGUUCUUGCCGUAGAUUUGAUUUGGAGAAGCUACCAUGUGCUCAUGCUAUAGCUGCUGCGGAAGCUAGAAAGAUAUCACGUAUAUCACUUUGUCACAAGUACUAUCGGACGCAGUACCUUUACAAUGCAUAUUUCACUCCUGUUAUGCCCAAUGCAGCUGAUGUUCCAAUUCCAGAAGAAGUUGCAAAGAGGAUCUGUUUGCCGCCUGAUGUCCGCCAACCACCGGGAAGACCCAAAAAAUCAAGACAUAAAUCUAUUUUGGAGAAAGUUGCAGACAAGAAGCGGCCAAGGAAGGAACACACAUGUAGAAUUUGUAACCAUGUGGGACACAAUUCUACAACAUGUCCUCUUAAGUGAUGAGUAUUCUAUUUAGUUUCUUGGUAUACUCUUUUGGUGUUUCAUUACUAUUUAGUUCAUUUCCUAUUAAGUUUUUUUAAAAAAUAUAUCAGAACUAUUUAACCAUGGUCUAGAUCCUUAAGAAUCCUGCGUGCGAAAGUUGAACUGAAGAAGCAUAGUAAGAGGACGAAUCCAAAGCAUUUGCCUUGGUGUCCCUUUGCCAUUUUAUUUUCUAGAAAAUAAGUUGAUUAUGCUUUACAUUCCCGAGUAAAGAACCACCUCAUGGUUUUAUAGUAUAUUAGAUUUUACUUUAAACAAAACACAUCCUCAUAAACGCAAAGCCAAAAACCAUCAAGUUAUACAUCCGCUAAAGCCAAAAACCAUCAAGUUAUACAUCCGUCUAAAACCAAAAAAACAUCAAGUUACAUCUCUAAAGCUAGAAACCAAACUAUUCGGCUGUCUUAGUCACCUCCUCAUAAAUAUCUCCUGCCAACUUCAAGUGCAAUUGUGUUAUUGAUCAUUCAAGCCAUCAAAGUUACGUCCAAGAGCUAGACAUUCAAUGUACAUCAAAGAGUACACACCGCAAUCACCGCAUGUCAUUAACAAAAUAAAUUAAAAAAAAGACAUUUUUCUAUUACUAACUACAAGAACAUUUUGUACAUACCAUAUCAGAUGCUUCACUUCCAUCAGCAGGUUCUUUGUCUUUUCUUCGCAUAGUAGAAGGCCUCUGGUUUGGAACAACAGAUGCGGCAACACCAUUUUUUCUCUUCUGGCAUUUGGUAGUGGGCACUGCAUCCCAAAACUUCUCAUUUAGCUGACCAUUAAGGAUGUCUUUUAUCAUGUUGUCCAGAUCAGUAUAGAUUUUAUCAUUGUCCCACUUCGGAUAUAUAUCCUCCACUGGCUUCAUAAUCAUAUGCCUCACACGAACCUGCAAAGUAAUAUACAAGAUUAGUAAGACACAAAAUUUAAAUGGAAGAAAUACUACUUGUGUUUAUACCUUUGGAUAUUUUCUCUUUUCUUGGGCACAAAAAUCUGAAAAAUUUAUACGCGUACGAGAUCCCUUCCAUGACAGAAGAGGAACAUCAGCUCCAUCAAUCCGAUUCCCAUAUAUUUCUCCUAAACCAGGGACAGACUCAUAAACCCAUAUUAACAGCACAUGAACACAGCCGUGAAGUGUGUAACUCUUCUCUGCUUCAUAUGUGAGUACUUUAAUGGAAUCGACAAGGCUGCUAAAUCCAAUACGGCCCCAUGGAUAUCGCUGGAAAGCUGCAGUGUCCAUCACCCUUUUAGCACAAUGCAAAGGAAUUCUGCUGUUGCUUGAAAUGCCAAAUAUUCCAAUGGAUAGCAGACACAACAAACCAAUCAUCACUCGCUUCUCUCGAGGCCAGUUUCUGCAAAUCGGCAAUAUGGCUUGCAACUCUAGCAAUGUAGGUCCAUCUGAUGUCGGAAUGUUCAUCUCCAGCCAAAACUCUUGAUGGUCAACAUCCCAAACGUCAUGCUUGUCGAAAGGAUCACAAUUCAGACCUGUAAUCUCUCCAAACUCAUACAAAGAGAAACGCAAUGGCAUAAAAUCAUCUAUCAAAGACCAAAUCUCAUGACUGCUCUCAAUUGCCAAUUGAUUGGCAAGAAAAUGGUGAACAACUUUCGCAGACCAAAUAUAAGGCAGCUCUUUCAGCUUCACAAUAACUCCAAUAGCUGAUUCCCUCAACUCAGACCAAACAUCUUCCCCAAGUUCUUCUCUCACGGUUUGAAUGUUGGAGAGAUAACAACUAUGGUUCAUGCUCCUACUCUGAACUGGGGUUUUCCCAACCUCAUACAAACGACGAGGAUACUUUCUUAUAUCCGAAGAAGAAACCGUACCUGAAAAAUAAAGUACUUAACAAGUUAGUUUCUUGUCUAGAAACAUUCUCUGAUCAACAGACUGUCAUAACCAAACUUUAAUAACAGAAAAAAAAAGUCUUGAAAUUUCAAAGUGAAAGAAUGUUGAAAUUGGGAUUUAGGGUUUUCGAAAUCAAACAUCUGAAUCAAAAAAUAUGUUAAAAAAGUGUAAUAACUAGUGGUAAUUGAAUUGAUUUAGCACUUACAGUUGAAAUUGGGAUUCAUCUCCUACCCAAAUCAAAGCCGAUUGCGACUUGAGGAGGAGGUGUCGACCACGGCUGUGAAGGAGGAGUUGUCGACGGCAGUUGUGACAGAGGAGUUGUCGACGGCGGCUGUGGCAGAGGUCUUGACGACGAUGGCUGUGACAGAGAACUCAGACGACGGAGAAGUAGAUGUCGUCGUGAGAGGAAGAAAGAAAAGGUUUGUUUCUAUUUUUCUUUUUUUUUUGUCGAUAUGUUUUACUUUUUUUUAGUGGCAAUUUUGUAGUUAAUCAAAUUAGUAAUGGGCUUUUAGUACUUUUGCUUAUCCCUCAUUUUAGUCUAGUAAUUUAAUUUUAAUAUGAGUUAUUGUAGUAAUUUUAAGAUGAAUGUGAGUUAGUCUAGGUAAUUACUCUUAAUUUUUAUUAUUUAAUAAUAACUUUUUGGUAAAAGAAAUUCAAAAAAAAGAAAAAAACAAAAUGUUUUCUGUUUUAAAAUGGCAGAUUCUGUCCCGUUUGAAUCCAAGCCUCAGGCCAUGUUUAUUGCAGGGUUCUUAUGGUGAAGUUCUUAACGUAAUAUAAGAACUCUCAAUAAACAUGCCCUCAAUAAAACAACAAAAGUUUUACCUAAAUUUUAAUCGUAAAUACGCAAAAUUAUUAUAAAAUGGUGAAAAAAAUCUUUAUGAAAAUUGUGUGUGAUUGGACCACUAUUUUUUUAAAUCACAUAUAAAUGCUUUGUUGAUAGGCGUACUUUGGAAAGCUAAACAAUAUGGAUUCGAAACAAUCCCACGAAACUAAAUAUAUGUGGCCAACCGUAAACAAUACAUUUCCUUAUGGAUUAGUCGAGGUCUUUCAUAGGUUUGCAAUAUUUCUAGGUUAAUAAUUUUUUUUAAGUCCUUAAUCGUCUAACAGAAGUCGAGUCCAUCAUUUCGAGACCAUGUACAAUGGUUUCAACACCUGUUUCAUUUUCAACACCUUCUUUUUCUCUUUUUAACAAUCCACAUCACAUUUUCUCUCUCUUCCAUCUAGUUUAUACAACACUCACUUCAUUUUUAACCUCGACAAUGAUUUGUUUAAAAAAUUCAACACCUUACCCACUAUUCUUAAUUCAUAUGUUUAUUUUUUAUAAUAUAAUAAUUACAUAUUUAUAAUUUGAUUGUAAUUACCUUAAAAACUAGUUAAACAGAAAAUUAGAAGAAUUUUGGUGGUUAAACAGAAAAUUAGAAAAAAUUUGGGUGGUUAAACAAAAAAUUAGAAGAAUUUUGGAUGUUAAAGGAAUUAUUAUAGGGAUCCAUUUAACAAUUUUUUU